AAUUUUGGGGUAUUUAAAUUACAUAUGAAAGUUUGGUUUGUUUAUUUCACGCCCUUCAAGAUUUGGGUAUUUUUAAUUAUUUUGCCUUGUAUUGUACAAACUUGAAUAAUUUAUGUGUAAGAUCAAAUGGUCCACGGAAACCGGCAUUUAAAAACAUGUAUCGAUCUUGUUUUAUUUAAAGUUGUAUUGCCCUUUUUUAUUUAAACCCCAAUUUAUCACUUCUGCCAUUUCUCCCUCUGCCCCCUUCAUCGCUGCUCGGCCCCCUUCAUCAUUGCUAUCUCCUGAUCCGACUACAAUGCAUCGUAGUAGUUCCGCACAUCCCUUCCUUCCAUGGAGUGCAGCUCCGCCAUCGGUUAUGGCUUCGCACCGCAGCUCCGCUGUCGACCAUAGGCCAGGGUGCUGAAGGCGUUCCCAUACAGAUAUUUUUCAACCACAUUAUCAUGCAUAAUGGCAACACUUCAAUGUAUGGUGAUAGGGUUAUGCAUUGAUAGAAGAAUGACCUCGUGGAAACUGGGAUGGAAUUUGCAACUAAUUACUAUUUUCUAUUCAGGUGCAUUGGCUACAGCAGCAACAUUUUGCCUAAUGUGUUGGGCAAUGCCUAAAAUGGGACCCACUUACCCGUCAAUGUUCAAUCCAUUGUCGUUAAUAUUGGUAGCCAUGAUAGAAGCUUUUUUCUUCCGUGCACCUGUCUACCUUGGAAGCUUGAUUGGGAUGGUGCUAAUCAUAGUUGGAGUGUAUUCUUUCCUAUGUGGUAAAAGGGUGAAUAAAAGUUCAAAUCCGGCAACAACCAUUCAUCCUGUAGUUCAUUCCGGGGACGGAUCCAGGAUUUCACCAUAAGAGGCUAGGGGCCAAAGAAGAUACAGAAAGACUUUAAGGCUUGUAUUAUUUCUUUUAUACUACAUUCAGACCGGUCAGCCAUGAUGACAAGCGUCUAGGAUGACUUCCUCCUGUUCUACAUCCAGAUCCGGCCAUUCCUUGUGGAACCCUAAGAGGGGUGAAUUAGUUGCAUUCCUAAACGUUUUUAUAGUGUUUUUAAAAACUUCUCGAGUAUCAGUGUGGAAUUUGUGAUGUGUGUGGUAUAAUUCUG
Messenger RNA from Cuscuta europaea, 1087 nucleotides. Lineage: Eukaryota; Viridiplantae; Streptophyta; Magnoliopsida; Solanales; Convolvulaceae. The record is from the annotation of a GenBank genome assembly.